Messenger RNA from Umbelopsis ramanniana AG, 1362 nucleotides. RefSeq lists its product as uncharacterized. The transcript has a single exon. The record is from RefSeq and is a predicted model, not a curated record. The coding region runs from base 1 to 1356 and encodes 451 amino acids. Lineage: Eukaryota; Fungi; Mucoromycota; Umbelopsidomycetes; Umbelopsidales; Umbelopsidaceae.
AUGCUGUUGAAAUGCAUCAGAGAAUCAUUAGAGGGUGCAUCACGGCGUCGGGCCAUAUCCUUGGACUUGCAAAUGUCUGAAAUCAAUUCAAAUCAUCAACAAUUUUCGCCUCGCCUGGCUGAAGUAUUCUUUACCUGCAGGUAUUACACAGCUCCUUCAAUACACCCAGCGUACUACAACCAAAACCAGGAUAACUCCAUAGGUCAUCAGUUAAAAGUAGUGAUGGGGUGCUUACUGUUAGGGAGGAGCUGUAUAAAUUCACCUUUAUAUAAUUUACCUCAAAAAACUCAUCUGCGUUUGCUGUCGUAUUACAUGGAUCGCUGCACUGAGCAAAUAGACCAGUUAAUGCAGCUGGACAGCCCGCCUUUGACUCUUUCAUUAUCGUUGUUGACUCUAGCAGUUACACAUGUCAAUCUUAUGGAUGCUCGAAAAGGUUGGUUACUCAUGGCGACUGCACGAGCAUACUUACACAAUCAUAUGGAUGACUAUUUUGAUGCCAUCAUGGACAAAACCGGCCCUACAAAUCCGGAGUUGGAAACCUACAAGCUUAUGCUUCUUUUGUGCGGAAAGGCAGAUGUAAACAUAUCAUAUCUGGUGCAAAAUGGUCCUGCACAAAGCAUCUUUAGCUUUGACGAGAUGCUACUAGUGCCAAAACCCGUUAUAGGCGAUAACCCAUUGCAUCACGCAAUAGUUAAGCAAUCAUUUUUAUUUGAUCUUAUGGCUCGUCGGUCUAAUUCUAGGAUCGACUCUAGCAUACAAUGCUCGAACUCCAUUCGAACAGCCAAGUGGAAAGCUAUCACGCAGACAAAUAGUGAUUUUACAGCAUGGUACAUUGGGCUACCAUCAGAGCUUAAGAUAGGAGACAAACCAUUUGAUAUUGUCAACAUGGAAAUUCCUGAAGACUUGGAUACAAGCAUUGCUUGUCUGCAACUAACAUAUUACAGCGAAUGGGUCUGGGUCUAUGGAAAUGUUUAUAACCCUGAUACAAGCUCCAAUCCUUCUAAAGAUGAAGCAACUUUUUUGGAAUCAACUCAUAUGAUUUUCCUUGCGUCGCUGUCCAUGGUCAAAGUAUCAGAGUUUCUCCAUAAAGUGGAAAUGUGCAAGAUUGAAUAUCACCGGUUGCUGUUUGCUUGUGAACCGUUACUGUACCUGGCCAAAUCAACCGAUUCUCAUAUUGCCUACGAAUCAGAAAAAGCUUUAAAAAAAGCUGUUAGUAUCCUUAAGUCUUUACUUCAGCAUAACUUAUUUUCUCCUAUUUGUAAAGUUCAUCAGGAAAACGGAAAUUCUAUCGCCUUUGGCCAGAGACUAAUUGGCAGGUUGAACGCCUUGUUUUCAGAGUAUAAUAUGCAGUUUUAGUAUAAC